AUGUCCCUGCCACUGUCGAGGAUAGAUUAUGCAGCUGUUGGUGUUACAUCUAGAGGAACCACCAGGGUUUUUCCUGCAAAAGAACACAAACAGACUCAAAAAUUCGCUGUUGCUGAUCACGAUGGCAUACUCCAUGUAUACGGUGUGAAGAAAGGAGAGCUGCAGGUAUCGUUCAAGUCCCUGCCAGGACAGAGAAUUAACAAACUAGUUCUCGGUGGGACUGGGCACGAUAAGAUUUACAUCGCACAAGGAAACACUGUGAAGGGAUAUACCAAAAAAGGAAAAUUGUUCUUAGAAUUCGAUACAAAUCUUAUAGAUCCUAUUUCGGCACUGUAUGUGCUUGGUCCGGAUUUAGCAGCAUGUGCAAGAGAUCUGUACCAUAGAUAUCACGAUUGCAAGGAUGCUGACUCCUAUCUAGCUGGUGAAACUUUAUACGACGUGAUUCUCCUACCUACUGACGGCUCCUUCAUUUUCGCCAUACUAGCUUGCGGGGAUUGUGCUGGAAGGUGACGUUGAAUCUAAAGAACGUGUUCUAGUGGGAACAAUGGAUGGUAAAGUGGGUUUGCUGAUUCUUCAAGGCAACAAGACACUGAGAAUCACUUGGCUUCUGAACAUGACAAGCUCAGAAAUCACGUCUUUGGAUACUUAUGAGCUGCAGGAUGGAUUAGAUAUACUUAUUGGUAGACAGGAUGGUACCGUUGAAGUAUACACUUUUCCCGAAGAAGACAUGUUACCAUCGCUGCGUUGUCGUUACAACGCCAGUGAAAGUAUUAGUUCGGUGGUUGGGGGGAUAAUUGGUGCAGUAGGAUAUCCUGAAGUACUGGUUACUACAUACUCAGGACGAAUAUUCGGCUUGACUACUAAACCUCCUGGUCUUUUAGAAGCUGACCAGAAUGACGGUUUGAUCAAGCUAAAAGUUGAAGUAGAACAGUUGCAGGAAAAGUUGAAGGAAGAGAAAGAAGCAGCUAGUUUCUCAGUUGAUCCCUUAGCACCAUUGAUUCUGUCUGUUAAUCACAGGAUGACUUUAAACAGAGAGGAUGUGUCAUAUUCUCUUUUCAUAGAACUCGAUACACCUAUCGAUAACAUUUUAAUACAAUCAAACACUCCGAUUGUGUUACUGGACGUGGAAAGUAAUAGCGCAGUAGUCAGUUUGUCCACUUGUAAUCCUAGAGAAGGCAAUUUCGUUCUUGCUACUUAUCGUUGUCAAGUACAACCAAAGUGUUGCCGCAAGUUAUCGAUACCUAUACCUGCUCUUUCUCUUCACGUACGACAGCAUGAAGUCGAAAAUCCUGAAACUCGCACUGAAGGGCCCUUCAAUGCACUGAGGUUAAUCGGGAGUUUCACGAUUGCAGAAAUGCACGCGUGGCUGUCCUUCGCAUUACCGGAUGUGCCAGAAAGACCACUUUUGGAAGAGGGGGAAGCUAUUUUGACAUACGUCUCAUCUUUCAUUGGAUCAGUCCUAAAGUGCAGAUACAAGAAAGGAAGUGCAGUUUUCUUGGGUGAGAACAUCUCUACUAUCAUAAUUCUCAGGGACAUACUGACCCGAGAGGCAACGAAAAGGAAGAUCAAAUUAGACGUCUUCUGUGAUGUUUCUGACGGUAGCAUAUCCAGAGUGUUGGAGUUAGUUUUCCCGCAGUUGAACGCUGUUGACGAUCUAAUUACAAAAGUGAAGAUCUUGAAUGCUCUUGAGGAAUGGGAGUUGAAGGAAAAUCCGAAAGAAAAUCUGUGCACGGAGUAUCAGGAACUGUUGCAAAAGGAGUCGGAGAUCAAGUCCCAGAUGGCGAAGGACAGUGAGCUAAUGGAGAGGCUGCAUGCAGUAAUUACAGAUCUCUACGUCGAUUGGGAAAGAGCUAAACGUUCUCGUAGAAUCGGUAGCAAAGACGCCGCGGAGAAGCUCGGCGCAGCUCUCAAGUCCAGAGAAUUGGCUCAAGUUUUACAAGUGUUUGUAGACGCUAGUAACACGGUGCCUGCACCAUCUUCGUGUAAAGACUGA
This is a messenger RNA of Heterotrigona itama, 1993 nucleotides long. NCBI's taxonomy places the organism in Eukaryota, Metazoa, Arthropoda, Insecta, Hymenoptera, Apidae. The record is from the annotation of a GenBank genome assembly.